Messenger RNA from Limulus polyphemus (Atlantic horseshoe crab), 14629 nucleotides. RefSeq lists its product as uncharacterized. Gene Ontology annotation, molecular function: cadherin binding; calcium ion binding. NCBI's taxonomy places the organism in Eukaryota, Metazoa, Arthropoda, Merostomata, Xiphosura, Limulidae. The transcript is spliced from 49 exons. Gene Ontology annotation, biological process: homophilic cell-cell adhesion. Gene Ontology annotation, cellular component: plasma membrane; catenin complex. The record is from RefSeq and is a predicted model, not a curated record. The coding region runs from base 839 to 14326 and encodes 4495 amino acids.
GAUUUGAAUUUAAAAAUUUUGAAGAGUCAUUUUACAGACAUUUCUAGUGAAUAUGCAUUAGAGAUGACAAGUCAUGGAUAUAGAAACAUAAUUUUGAAUGUUUUGAUAAAUGAAUGCCAGUUUGAGAAUGUAUACAAGGGAAUAUAUUUAUAUUUUAAUUAUUACCAGUUUAUUACAGGAUAUGCAAGAAUUUCAAAUAAUACUUUCCAAUCUGUUUCAUGCUCCUUUCUUAAACUGAAUUUGAAUGAGAAAUCUGUAGUUAGAUUUGAUGGGAAUCUUAUUUCAAAUAACACUAGUAGCUGCUCUAAAUUUGGAGAAAUUGAUAUUCAGAAUUAUGAUUCUUCAUCAAGUCAACAAGGUGUGAUAGAAGUAUUUGGGAAUAAGUUCACAAACAACAGUUUUACAACAGACAGUGGUGUUAUUCUUUCUAUAAUUGGCUUGAGCACUGUAAGAGUAGAUAUAAAAAAUAAUUCUUUUUUCAAUAAUUCAGCACAGUCCAUGAUUUUAAAUAAAAUAAACACCUCCUGUAUUGUAUACAAUGUUUUUGAUAAUCCAAAAUCAAAGUUUGAGAUCCAGAUUGAGGCUCCCAUAGAAUAUAAUGAUUUUUACCUCAACGCUACCAUGAACUGGUGGGGAACAACAAAUUCUUCUACCAUUAGAGAACGGAUAUUUGACUUUUUCCAUAACGUCAAUUAUAUGAUUGCUGACUUAUCACCAAUUUUGACAUCACCUAUUCCAUCAGAAGGAGAAUUUGCUGAGUACUCGACUAUUUUUAGUGACUUACAGGAAGAAGGCAUUUUGGGUGGUAUUAUUUCUAAUACGCAGAACUUAGUAUCAGAUGCUUUCUAACUGCACAGUAGUUUCUUACUCUCUCUUUAUUCCAUCUGAAGUUACAUGUACAAUUACUGGACCUCAUUGCUUCUGGUUUAAAGAAGGAAGAGGAAUACUUAUUGAAGGGUUACUUCAAAUUGAAGGAGAGAGUGAUAACAUAGUUGUCUUGGACCAAGAUUUAUCAAACGAAGGUAGAAGGUGGGGUGGCUUGCAUUUCAGAAAUUCCUCAGAAAGCUGCAUUGUGAUGGGCUGCAAUAUUACUGGUGCCUUAAUAGGGAUCAAAGCAACUGGUUAUUUACCAAAUAUUACAAAUACUGUGGUUAAUAAUUGUGGUGUAGGACUACAAGCCUCCCUACAAACAUCCAGAGAUACUGUUCUUUACAAUUCAAGUUUUUUGAGCAAUGAUGGGAUUGGUGUCAGCAUUACAGUAGAAGAACUGACAUCAGAAGUCAACAUUUGUCUGUCUCACUCAGUCAUCCGCCAAAACUCCAAAGGGCUUUUCUUAGAUGUCAGCUCUACUAAAAAUGUCCAAUUUUUGGUAGAAUAUAGUGAGAUCAUCAAUAAUACUAACCUGGGAUUCUCAGUAGCUAUUCCUCAUGGUCAAUUUUUGCUGACUGAUUCUGUUUUGGAAAUUGGCCAUCAAUACGUAUAUGGUGCUAACUUGGGAAAAAUAAUCUCAGAACAAGACUAUAAUUUUAGUUCUGCUAUCAAGAAUACAGUGUUCCUCAUGAGAACUGGAUAUCAUUCAUAUUUCUUGAGAAUUAUUAGUAAAACAAAAUCACAAGAUGUUUAUGAUUGGUUAAUUGAAAACUGCACUUUUGUAAGUAUGCUUGGUACAUAUGGAAACAUUUAUUCUUUCCUGUCCUUCGAAGGGAGAAACAGUUACCAGAAUGUUACCUUGAUAAACAACACUUUCUUAGGUUUAACAAGUCAUGCUAUAUCAUUCAAUGAUGCAUCUGUGGGAGGAGUCACAAAAAUUGAAAGAAAUUUUAUCAAUGGAUCAGAAACUGCCAUAUAUAUAAAUUUUAAUGCAUACUAUUUCCAAAAUUAUGGACAUGAAAUUGUUAUACAGCAUAAUUACUUCACUAAUUUGAGCAAACCGAAAGCAAUCUCAAUAACUAACACUAAUAGUUAUUAUUUUUUUAAAACCUUUGUGGUGUUUUCUUAUAAUGCCCUUUUCAACAAUAGUGCUGAUCCACUAUUAUACCUGGAAAAUGUAAAUGUUACACUUGGCCCAUGUAAUUUGUUUAAUAGUAAUGAAGCUGAUUAUCUGGUGAAGGUGGGGCCUUAUUUUCAUAAUUUUAGAGUAAUAGAUGCUACUGGAAAUUGGUGGGGUUCCCCAAAUUUCAUUGACUUUUCCCCUCGUAUCAAUGACAAUCGUUAUGACCCUUCAAAACCAAAAGUUGCCCUCUUACCCUUUCUGCAGUCUGAAAAUUGUACAGGAAUAUCUUCUGAGCAAAGUAACUCCUUCUUCUUUGAUGAAACCACAAUUGGAGGAGAAAUUAUAGAAAAUAUUACAGUGUUGGAUAACAAAGAAGAACCAUACUCUGUCAUUGUGUCCAUUGUGAUUCCAGAGAAUAAGACACUUAUCAUUAAGCCUGGAGUAACGCUGGAAUUUCAUCAAGGAACUUCUCUUUACAUUAAUGGUAUCCUUCAAGCUAUUGGAGAACAAGAUUAUCAUAUAGUCUUACAAAAUAAAGCAGAUGAUAGUUUUUGGUUUGGCCUGAAGUUUCAUGAAGCCAAUGGAGGAAAUUCUUCUUUAGAAUAUGUGGACAUUUUUAAUGCAUCUACAGCUCUAGAUAUACAAGGAAUCCCUCCAGUUCUGAAUUAUUUUACCAUCACCAGAAUCCGGGAUACAGGACUUAAAGCUAGAAACAUAAACGGGCCCAUAUCUCUUUCACAUUGUAUGAUUUCUUUAUGUGAAAGAAACGGAAUAGAGAUAGACACAGAAUAUGACAUAAACAUAUAUAACUGCACUGUAAGAGAAACAAAGUCUAAUGCAAUGACUAUAAAUUCACGAAUGUGUGCAUCUGUUAUAAUCAGCGAUGCUAAUUUUAUAGAUUGUAGAUAUGGUGUAACAGUUCAGUUUGUUCCAGGCAUUUUUCUUCUUUACAACAGCUUAUUCAGAAAUGUUCAAAGUUAUAGAAGUAAUCCCUUAAAUGUUUAUUUGGAAGACUAUACCUACACCUGUGCCUAUCACAAUUUAUCUUUUACUGAAUAUCCCUUUGAAGAAUAUGAAAUGUCACAACUUACUAAGAGGGAUGUGUCUAAUAAUGGUCUUCAAAUAUAUGACUCUGAAGAAAUUAAUGAAGUGGUUUUUCAUCAUCAAAGAAAAAAAAGAGCUUCUUUGUUUGAUGAUGACUACUUAACAGCUGGACAAUCUGUUGGUGUAGUGAUGAAGAACUGUGUGUUUGAGCAAAAUAAUUAUCCUGUCUCUGUUCAAAGUAAUUUCUACAGUUAUUACACCAACGUUGAAAUCCCAAAUCUUAAAGUUGUUUUAACUAACUGCACUUUCCAUGAAAACAAUGAUGAUGCUCUUCAAGUUAAAAUGUAUGCAAACAGGAACAGCCCACAAGUAAUGUUGGAAAUAUCAAAUAAUGUUUUUACUGAGAAUAGAGGUACAACAGUGUACGUGAAUGUUCAAUUUGACAAUAGUUCUAAAAUUAACAUAAAACAAAAUUUAUUCAGUGGUAAUACCAAGAAAGAGAUCUGGAGAAACUCGUAUUCAGAAUCAGUUCUUCAUAUGGAGUUUUCAGGUGCAGAAACAUUGAUAGAAAGAAAUGCUUUCUUGGAGAAUACAGAGCUAACAUUGGUCUUCUUAGCCCACAGGGAAGAUAACUUGGACAACCAUUCUAAUGUUAGCAUAGUGAGCAAUAUUUUUGAGAACAACAAUUUUUCCAGUGAAGGAACAUCACUUUUGUUAUCAACUUUUGGUGUUUCUUCUUUACUGAUCACAAAAAAUGUGUUUGAUAAUCCUAUGGCAGGUUGUGAAGUAAAGAGCCCAUCUAUUGAAGACCUUGUUUUCAUCAGUGCUCAAUAUAACUAUUGGGGUGUAAACAGUGAAGUUGAGGUACUUGAAAGAGUCUGCGACUUUCAUAAAAAUGUUACUCGCUCAAUGCUAUUGCUGUGGCCAGCCUUAGCAGUAAGACCAGUAGAUGGAAAUAUUUCAACACAACUGUUGACUGGAGAAACAACCGAAGUUAGUGUUUGUGGUGGUCUUGGUGGAGUUUUGAACCAGAACAUACAUGUUUUGAUGGAGGAUAGCCCAUGUCUUCUGAACUAUAGUAUUCUUGUUAACUACUCAUCAGAGGUUUUACUGGAUCAUGGAGUGGAGUUACUCUUUGAGGAAGGAAGAGGAAUUUUUCUUCUUGGUUCCCUGAUUUCUAGAGGAACAGAGAACUUUCCUGUUAUAAUGAAAAAUAUGUCUGCUGGUCCUUGGGGUGGAGUCUAUGUUGGUGGGUCAGAAAUGAAUAAUUCCAUUCUACUUCAACAUUUCUCUAUAGAAAAUGCUUAUACUGGUUUGACUCAGAUUUCUAAUAUAACACUUGAGAUCAGAAAUGUUAAUUUCUGCUUCUGUGAGUGUGGAGCCAUUUUAAAACAAGGUAACCUAACCAUUCAUUCAUCAGUUUUCUUCAAUAUGACUCAAAAUGCUGUCUGCGUGUUAGGUGGAGAUACUUUUCUGAUGGAAAACUGCCAGAUCAAUAUCAGUAAAAACUAUGGCUUGCAUGUUAAAUCUUCCAUUAAUGAUGUAGAAAUAAGAAAUUGCUCUAUUGAUUCGACUGAAGAUUCUGCUUUUGUAUUUGAUGUAGCUCCAGACUAUUCAUUAGUGAUUGAGGAUAAUUUGUUUCAAAACACAAAAUCUAAUUUUGCUCUUGACUUGGAAUUGACACAUAAAACAUCUCUUAAAGAAAUCUUGAUAAGUGGUAAUUUGUUCAGGAAUAAUUCUAAAUGUAUAUCCAUCCAGUUGUUUCAUUGGUAUUCCAAUUCAUUACACAUCAGCUUAGAGGAAAACAGUUUUCAAAAAAACCAUGGAAAGGCUAUUUUCAUAAAAACUAGAAGGAAGUUUUAUGAAAUUGUUAUACAACGUAAUAACUUUGCUCAGAAUGAAGUUUUGGACCAAGCGCUUGUAUCCUUCCAAAUGUUAUAUUACAGUUAUGAUGUAUCUAGUGUUGUCUUGGCUCAAAAUGACUUUGAAGAAAACAAGGCCCAGAGUAUUCUACUUCUUAAUGGACAUUGCACAAAUAGUUUUUAUUUUGAUGUUUUUGGAAAUCGAUUCAUAAAUAAUCAGGUACCUACUACUGGUGAAGUUAUAAAAUCAAAAGUUCCAUGUUCUAAUAUUAAUUUCAACAUAUUCAAUAAUCCCCAAACCUUAUACUACCUCAAAGCAGAAUUUACAGAAGAUGACAUCUUGAAUGCUACAUAUAAUUACUGGGGUACUCGAGACGAAGUGAAUAUUAAUUCCAAAAUCCUUGAUAAUAAGGAUUCCUCAUUGCUGGGUAGUGUAUCAGUUGUCCCAUACUUGAAAACAUCUGAAGUUAGCUGUGACUUACAGAACAACUGUUCUGGACAUGGAGAGUGUGUGAAAAUAAAUGUUUGCAUCUGUGAGAGUGGCUGGAAAGGAGAUGAUUGCUCUAGUCCAACUUGCAAUGAUAUUCAAGAUUGUUAUGGAAAGGGUACUUGCAUUGGACCAAAUUCAUGUAGCUGUCAGAAUGGGUGGUUGGGACCACAUUGUCAACUUCCUUCGUGUUUUGAAAGAAAUAACUGUUCGAACCAUGGAGUGUGUAUUGCUCCAAAUGUUUGUCACUGCUCCUCUGAAUUUACAGGUGAGGAUUGUUCUGCUUGUACUUCUAAUCGCUGGGGGUCAGACUGUCACUCUUGUCCUAGCUGUGACCAUGGAUUAUGCAAUUUGACUUCAGGGCGAUGUGAAUGUGACUUUGGAUGGACUGGAAGCGUGUGUGACUUUUGUGCUGACCGGUUCUAUGGUCCUCAGUGUGAUCCUUUGAUGAAAGUUAUAGAAGUAGCACCAGCCUCAGGACCUGAUGUUGGGGGUAAUCUAGUUCAUGUCAAAGGUCAUAAUCUUUCUCCGGCUGAGUAUUACACAUGUGUAUUUGGAGAGACACCAGUCAAUGGAAGUUUGAAGUCCUCAGAAGAGGUAGUCUGUGUUACUCCCAAUCACCAGGAAGGAAAAGUCCUUGUUCAGAUUGGACCGGAAGGCACAAACUUUACAUCAGACAAUGUGGAGUAUUACUUCUAUGCAUCCUGUCCUAAAGAUUCUUGUGGCCAAAACUUUCAUCCACCACGUGGACAUUGUGCUUUUGGACAGUGUCAAUGUGUUCUUCCUUGGAGUGGUCAGAACUGUCAGAUUCUUAGACUUCCCCCCAAAAUAGCUAGGAUUUCAGAUAAGGUUGCUGAUGAGCAAACUCAGUUCUCUCUACAACUUUCCCUUACUGAGGGUAGUACUCCAGUGACUUGGAAACUGAAAAAUGGACCAAAAGGAAUGAAACUUCAGUCAGAAUCUGGACUUUUGUCUUGGGAUGCUACUAUUGCUAGAGAGAGAUCUUAUGAAAUAACUGUUUCAGCGAGCAAUGACAUUUGCUCUGAUACAUAUACUUUAAAUCUCUAUGUGCCUCUGUCAUACACAGCAGCUCUGGAUAAUGUUGAUCCUGGUCCAUACCAACGUUCUGUUCCUAUUUACCUUUCUGGAACUGUUGAAUUUUCAAAUUCCAGUCCUGAACAGUUUGACACUGUACCUGUCAAUAUCCUAGUCCAAACCAAUGGAUAUACUCAGACUGUGUCAACAUCCACUAUUCCUGGGUCAGGAGGCAAGUUUUACAAAUGGUUCUACUCGUCUUCCACUUAUGUUGGCCUUUUUCUUGCUGAUGCAAGGCAUCCAAACAAUCCAGGAUUCACUGAACAGAUACGAUGGUCAGUUUAUGGGUUACGCAGUACUCCUUCUGUAAACGUGAAAGAUUACUUGGGAAACAAAACGUAUAUAUAUGAAGAUAUGGUUACAGUGACAAACACAGGCAUAGAUAAGCUAACAAAUGUUACUGUUCAGUUUGAAGCUCCAGAUGUUUUUGAUAAUUUCUAUAUAGUCUUGGAAAAUGGAAAUCCAUGCUUUUCGCCAUCAUGUUUUGUUAUUUCAUCUCUGAAUGGCGGAGAAGCUGUAAAUGUGACCUUUAUGAUAGGAGUGAGCAUUCCAACAAGGGGGAUGAUACCACUAAAUUUCAUGACAUCAGAAAAUGUAGCAGCUACAUCACAAAUUUUCAUUACAUACACAUCCAGGAAGCCUCAGUUGGAAGUAUCUCCAUCAAAGAUCAGAGAUAAGGUUGCUCGUAGAACAUCCAGAACCUAUGAGGUAUAUGUUACUAAUGUUGGACUAGCGCCAGCUACCAAUGUCAAGGUUGUUCUCCCAGUAGGCUCUGUUCUGAAUGUAAUAUCCUUUGGUACAGCCUCUCCAACCACUUCUUUAGGAGACACCAACUUUACUAUAAAGUUACUGCCUAGAGAAGCUGAAGCUGUACUAGCAUUAAGUCUUUUCCUUCCCGAGACUUAUGAACUGGGAAAAAUUGAAGGCAGUUUACAGCUGAGUUGUCAGGAAAAUGUUCAUGUUACAAUACCAUUUAGUAUCACUGUGGUGUCUUCAAGUAAAGUUGAUUUGGCUGUGUCUGUUGAGGACGAGUACACAUUUUUUGCUGAAGGGAAGCCUUUAGUUAAUAAUUCUCGAGUAAAGAUCCAGGGUCAUCUCUCAGGACAUCAACAGGAACUGUUUACCAAUGAAUCGGGAAUUGUUAUGUUUGAGGCAGUUCCAGAAGAUUACUACACUAUCUCAGCAGAGGCACAUAAACAUUCUCCUGAAUCCUUAGUCCAGCUAGUUAACCCAGGAAAUAACAAAGUGAUUAUAUUUUUAAGACGCAGCACUGUAACUUACACAUUUUCAGUUCGUCCAGUCCAGAUUGAAGAUAAGUAUGAGAUAACUUUAGAAGCAGACUUUGAAACAGAUGUUCCAGCUCCUGUUGUAACUGUUGAACCUAGCUCCCUAGAUUUGGAGAGUCUUGAACGUGGUUAUUAUUCUGUCAUCAAUUUCCAAGUCACUAAUCAUGGACUUAUAAGAGCUGAUAAUGUGACUUUUGGAAUCCCUGAACCUGGUAGCCAUCCAUUCCUGACUUUUGACACGGCAACAAGAGAAAUAGGACAAAUAGAAGCAAAUACAACAAUUAUCAUAACAGUUCGUGUUCGCAAACAAACUUUAGAAAACUCCACUCAGCUAGCCAGGUCCCGAAGAGGUGCUGGAGCUGGUGUAACUAUAGGGUUUGGAUUUGGAUUCUUAUAUUGCUAUUUUUGUAGAACAUUACUCUGUAAGAACAUACCAAUUCCAGUGAUUAGACCACCCCAUUUUGGCAUAAGACCGAACUUUGGCUUUUGGGGACCAUUGGUUGGCCCUGGUCCCUCUGUUCACCUUAUAAAACCAGUACCAUCCACAUCUCUUGCCUGUGAUGCCUUGGGUUGUGUAGCAUAUGUAGCAACAUGCAUCAUGGCAUUGUUUGACAUCACAGGAUGCCCUUCAUCAAUUUACAGUUUAGUAACUGCUAACUCUCUCUUGCAAUUUGUUGUGGGUGUGGCAGGGACUAUAUUUUCAUGCUUUCCUAUUUCCAAGACCAUUUCAAAUAUCAUGAAUGGAGUAGGUUGCUUAGUUAGUGCUGCAGGGCUAUAUACAGAUUGCAUCAAGCCAGUCACAUCAGGCAGAAGAAAGAGAGAGAUUACCAAAUCUGAUGUAGUACCUACACUGAUUGAAAGAGCCCAAGCAGCAUCCAAUCUCUUGGACUCUGCGAUUCUUGUAUUUGGCUCCCAAGAAUGGUUAUAUGUUCGUGAUCCUGUUUGGUUUGAAAAUAUCCUAUUUCCAUCUGUGGAAGAUAGAAGUGAUGGUGGAAACUACAUAACAGAGCCAGAAUAUCAAGCAAUUUUAUCAGCACCAUUACCUCACAAUGCUACUUACAAUAUGACAGAAAUAUUUCUUCACAGAUGGAACAAUACUGUUCAUGGUUGGGAGAGUGGAGAUUUGGAAGGGGAGGAUAUGAUUCCUUAUACAAAUAUCAGCAAAAUUCAGAAGAAAAUAAAACAAUAUCAGGAUAUGGCAAAGAAGGAAGGUUUCUCAACUAUCUUUGCCUGGUAUAAUGAUGCAGUAGAACUUUACCAGUCUGCAUCUGAAAGUAAAGGAGUUUGUGCCAAAGUACGUAUUAAAAUACAACAAGAAUUAGUUCUUACUCGAGAAGCAUUUGAAGCCACCUUGGAGAUAGAAAAUGGAGACACAUCAGAACUAAGAGAUAUACGUGUUGUCCUACAUAUUACUUCAGCCAACAGUAAUGAAAAUGCUACUGAGCAUUUUGCCAUUGGUGAUCCUGACCUUAAAGGUAUUUUGAGUGUAGAUGGAAAUGGUAUUCUGGAUCCUGAUACAACUGGAACAGCAGCGUGGCUUAUCAUUCCUUACUCAACUGCUGCCCCCUCAGAAGAUGAUGUUCUUUAUGAUGUAGGAGGCACUCUUUAUUAUCGUGUUGGUAAUGGCUCCUUAAUAGAGGCCCCACUACUGCCAGAUACUAUUACUGUUAAACCAGAUCCUCAGCUGUUUGUUCAUUAUUUCUGGGAAAAGGAAGUUAUAAGUGAUGAUCCAUUUACAAUUAUAGUUGAGCCAGCUAUUCCUUUCAGCUUGGGAGUCAUGAUAUCAAACACAGGUUAUGGUCCAGCUAAAAAUCUCCAUAUCACCUCAGCACAGCCAGAAAUAAUUGAGAAUGAAAAAGGGCUCUUAAUAAAUUUCCACAUAGUUGGAGCUCAGCUUGGGAAUCAAGAUAUAAUUCCUUCUCUCACUGUCAACUUUAAAGACAUUGGACCAGGAGAAACAAAAACUGCUCGUUGGCUUAUGACAGCAUCGUUAAAAGGAGAGUUCUCAAACUAUUCUGCAGUCUUUCAAAAUGAUAACCCUCUAGGAGACCCUAAACUCUCACUUAUUAAUGAAGUUACUGUUCAUGAGCUGAUCCAUGUAGUUUGUCUUGACUUCCCUUCUGGCACUGAUGAUGAAGUACUGGAUUUUCUUGUCAAUGAUAUAGAAGAUGUUCAAAAUUUACCUGAUACUAUAUAUAGCAGUGUUGGAGGAGCUAUUAAUGUUAGCCAAUCAAACAAUGUUGAGAUUCUUGACCUCAACAACUUGGGAGAAAAAAUAACUGCUCAGGUUGUCAUCAGUUCAGAGACUAUAGGGUGGACAUUUUCACGAAAAAAUAUUGACAUCAGUUCUGAUUUAAAAGUUUCAGAGUUGUUACGUUCAGAUGGACGAAAAAUUAUGGCUGAAUGGAAUGUCUGGUUGAGUAGAGACAGCGAAAACACAUACUUAAAUAUUAUUGAUUACUAUAAGCAAUCAACUAUAAACAUGAGCUAUGUUUACUCUUUAACUUUGUCAUCACCAAACAGGUUUGACCCAGAGUUUCAACUAGAAGAAUAUAAAUUCUAUGUACUUGAAAAUGUUACUGUAGGAACAUUGGUUGGUCUUGUGAAGGCAAAUGAUUCUGAUACAGCCCAGUCUGUGACUUAUAGCAUUGUUCAAGCUGAUUCUGAACUUCCUUUUACAAUUGAUGAGACCAGUGGGGCUAUAAGUACAGUGCAAGAUUUAGACAGAGAAACUAAACCUGUAUAUGACCUUACUGUAAAAGCUGUGGACAGUGGUGAACCUCAAAGAUGGGCUGUCACGGCAGUACUUAUUUCUCUAGAAGAUGUAAAUGACAACUUUCCGAAACCAUCUGAAGUUAACUAUAUCUUUCAAGUUGAGGAAGCUGCCCCAUUCGGUUAUGAAGUUGGACAGAUUCUGGCAAGUGAUCCUGAUGAAGGAAUGUAUGGUUUACUUACUUUUGAAAUGGAAUCACAAGGAAUGUUUGUAAUUAAUGAGAGCUCUGGGUCUUUACAAGUGAACUCUUCAUUGUCUUCAUUGCAAGGAGAAUACAAUUUAAAUGUUACUGUGUCUGAUGGUGGAGGUAAGGUUACAGUGAUUCCUGUUAUCAUACAAGUUUUCAAGCAAAACAUUUAUCCUCCAGUAUUCAACAAGGAAUUCUAUGUAUUCUCUGUACCAGAAGAUACCCAAGUAGGAAGAGAAAUUGGAGGGCUUUUAGCUUCUGAUAAAGACCCAAAUAGUAUUAUUUCAUACAAAUGGGCUGAUGGCUCAGGACUGGAUGAAGUGUUCAGUCUCAAUAGCUCUUCUGGUGGUUUAAUACUUGUUACUCCAGUAGACUAUGAGGCAAAAAACUUUUAUUCAGGGAUGGUAAAAGCCAUAGACAAUGGAGUACCACCAACAGGAGCAUUUUCCACUGUUGUGAAUAUUGAAAUAAGUAUUGUUGAUAUUAAUGACAAUCCUCCUCUUUUGGACUCAGGAAACAGUAACUCUCUCAGUAUCCCUGAAGACACACCCAUUGGAACCACGGUACAGACUUUUUUUGUAUCAGACAAUGAUUCAGGACCUAAUGGUAUGAUUGGUUGGUUUAAUUUAACAGAAGGUUCUUCUGUCUUCAGUUUGUUUCAUAUGUCAAAUAGUACAAAUCUUUCUGUUGUACUGGCUUCUAAUCUUGACAGAGAAGAAGUAUCUGAGUACAAUGUGACUGUUGUGGUUGAGGACCAAGGAACACCACCACUAGCAACUACACUAAUCUUGCUUAUUGUUAUUGAAGAUGUGAAUGAUAAUCCUCCAGUGUUUCCAUUUGACAUAGAAAGAGUUAUUAUAUCCAACUCCCUUCCUGUUAAUUCAGAAGUCUACACUGUAAUGGCUGAAGAUCCAGACAUAGGAGCUCUGGAGUAUGGCCUCAAUACAUCAAGCCAGUUUUACUCCAUAAACACAGAAACAGGUGUGAUUGAGAAUGAAGGAACACUGGAGUAUGGCCUCCAUUCUUCAAGCCAGUUAUUUUCCAUAAACCCAGAAACAGGCAUGAUUCGCCUUAACCAGGCUUUAGAAAACAACACUCUUCAACAAGUUAAUGUUACUGUAUCUGCCUGUGAUGGGAUAUUCUGCUCAAAUAUGAUCUUGCAAGUUAUGAUUUCUGAAAAUAACACACAUUCUCCAGAAUUCUCACAGAAUUUGUAUAAUACCACUGUGCCUUACAGUAUUAAAGUCAACAGCAUCAUUAUACAUGUUUCUGCCACUGAUCGUGACAGUCAUGAUGUUAUUUAUAGAAUAACAGCUGGAAACGAGGGAGACAAAUUUAGGAUUGAUUCCAUAUCAGGUAUUGUUCAAGUCAAUAAACCCUUAACUAAUGGACCCUCCUGGUAUCAGUUAGUGAUAACAGCUUAUGAUGGAGAAGGAAUGGACCAGCUGUCUUCUAAUGCUACUUUGAUUGUUGAGGUUAUUGGAAACAAUCAACAUUACCCACAAUUCACACAGUCUGAAUACACAGGACAAGUGUUUGAAAAUGCUACUAUUGGCACUUCUGUCAAUGUGAUGAUAUCUGCUAAUGAUAAAGAUGAAGAUGAAAUGAAUUAUUUCUUAGAAGAUGGUGUUAUAGAGUUUAAGAUAAACCAAUCAAGUGGAGCUUUAGAGGUUGCAGUAGACAACCUGACUGUUUUAUCAACUUACAGAUUCUCCGUUUUUGUUAAAGAAAAAGAUCAUCCUGAAAGACUGGAUACUGCUUAUGUGAAUGUUGAAGUGCUGGACAUCAAUGACCAUGCUCCUAAGUUUGAGAACUCAUCUUAUGUUUGGACUGUAAAUCUCUCCAAUCUACUGGACAACCCAAGAGUUGGGCAAGUAACAGCAACAGAUGAAGACUAUGGACAAAAUGCCAAUAUUAGUUAUGGAUUAAUAAAAGAUUCCCCCGAAAAUAUGGGACUGGAGUAUUUUGAUAUUAAUUCAGCAUCAGGAGAAAUUACUCUCAACACUAUGCUACAGUUAAACAAAACAACAAACUUUUCUUUUGUGGUUGAGGCUACAGAUCAAGGCAAACCUCCACUUAGUACAUUAACAGAAAUAAGGGUGGAGAUAGUAGUCGUUUUUGUUGGCAAGUGUCAUCAGUUUGAGCCUCCUGCCAAUAGUUACUUGUACAGUGAGUGUGAUAUAGCAGUUGGGACUGUCUGUCUCAUUCAGUGUGAACCUGGGUACACUCUGUACGGGAGUAACCAGAGCAUCUGUCUUGAGGAUGGCACAUGGAGUAGAAAUGGCAUCUGUGAACUGGAUGUGAUUAAUUUAAAAUUCUGUGUACCACUUCAGCCUCCAGAUAAUGGGUAUGUGGUAGGAAAAUGCUGUAAUGAUAUUGGUUCUGUUUGUACUGUUGAAUGUGACCCUGACUACAUCUUGAUGGGAUCUCAGUACCUCACAUGCCAGGAAGAUGAAUCUUGGGCUAGGAAUGCUACUUGUAUUCGAGCCAAUAUCUCUGAGGUCCAGUGCAUUGAACUAAAGGCACCAUCUAAUGGUUUCAUAAAUGGCAGCUGUGAGAGUGAUGUAGGAUCAGUCUGUAGAUUUGCUUGUGAAGAAGGAUUUAUUCUUAAUGGUAGUGAAGAAAGAACAUGCCAAGAAGACUCCUCUUGGUCAGGAAAUGAAACUCUUUGCAUUCCUAAACCUACAAAAAUUGUGACAUGUACACCACUAUCACCACCAACUAAUGGUAAGAUCAUAGGAAACUGUGAAAAUGCUGUUGGUUUCAGCUGUGUUAUUGGCUGUGAGAAAGGAUACAUCUUAGAAGGAAAUAAUAGCCGUACAUGUCAGAGUGAUACCACAUGGUCUGGAGAACAGCCACAAUGUAUAUUUACAUUUGUUCAUUGUCCAGUUCUGCAACCCCCUCGCAAUGGAUGGUUUGUAGGUUCAAGCUGUACUAGACUAGUGGGUAGUGUCUGUUUUGUUCACUGUCAAAUUGGAUAUCAGUUAGUUGGCACCCGAGAAAAACAGUGUCUUCCUAAUGGACGAUGGUCGGGAGAUCAGCCAGAAUGUAGACCUGUUCAAUGUGAGCCAUUAGAACCACCAGAUGGUGGUAAAAUCAUCAACAGGUGUAUACCUGAAUCAGGAAAAGUUUGUAAAUUCAGAUGUAAUCGUGGUUAUGUCAUGAUUGGAAGUAACACAAGAGUUUGCUCAGCAGAUGGACAGUGGAUAGGAGAGAAACCUGUGUGUCAAGAGGUUAGUUGUCCUGUAAUACCCUUACAACCUGAGGUCCUGACAAUUGGUAACUGCAGUAAUUCCAUUGGAAGCCGUUGCUUUUUCUCUUGUCCUACAGGCUACAAACAAAAAGGAAGUUCACUACGUACAUGUCUGUCACCUGGAAUGUGGUCUGGAACAAAAAUCCAUUGCUUAAAAAUGUGCCCUAAGCCAUAUAAUUCACGUUUCAUUAAACGUUGUAAUAGAAUUCAAGGGUCAAUUUGUCAGCUCGCCUGCAAUUUUGGUUACCAGAUAAAAGGACCAAACACAAGAAUUUGCCUGUCAAAUGGUCAAUGGAGUGGUCCUCAGCCAAUGUGUAUUAAACAAACUAAAACUAUUGAAAACUAAAAAUGUUACUGGCAAAAUCUGUCAGAUCAUCUUCAGUAGAUAUAUAUAAUAUAUAUAUAGUAUUAGUAGUAGUGUUGUUAUAAUGUAGAAAACUAUUUCCUGCAUUAAAUAAAUUAUUAUUUUUGGUUUAUGUUUUCUGGAGGCAUGUAAACAAAAUAAUUAAUAAUUUCUAUUUGAUUGUCUCUCCUUGUGAAUUUUCCAUGAUUUGUGAUGUAAUAUCAUUCCAACCUUAUAUAUUUUUCUGUUUUGUGACACCUAAGUUUUGAAUAGUUAUAUCUCUGAAAUAUUACAGUGAUGCAAAUA